Messenger RNA from Cyprinus carpio (common carp), 3143 nucleotides. It is a transcript of the gene fnbp4, whose product is annotated as formin binding protein 4. Lineage: Eukaryota; Metazoa; Chordata; Actinopteri; Cypriniformes; Cyprinidae. The record is from RefSeq and is a predicted model, not a curated record. Gene Ontology annotation, molecular function: protein binding.
CAUUUUAAGACAAGCACGCGCUUCUAUUGCGAGUCGAAAACUUACUAGUAAUUUGUUAUUUUUGGCUAAGCAUAAUAAAGAUUCAGUUCCUUUGUUGGUAUAAAUUAACUUGUUUUAAUAAACCGAUACAAAAUGUGUGGUUCAGUCGCGUUUAGUACCUUUUGAAUCGCCGUUUGUCAGGUUUACCAUUAGCCACCGGGACAGAUUAACCAAUAAAUGUGUGCUGAUAUAGCUUGUCAAACUGCUUAUGACGUAAACCACACGAGAUGACGAAUCUGAGGGUAACACAGAUGGUCAGCGAGAAGUUAAUGUAGUAAUGAAGACACCAGCUGUGAAGGCCACACAGGGUUUAUCCCUGCUUGGAGCAUAUGAAGACAGUGAAGAAGAAGAUGCAGCUGAAAACACCUCGACUGCCACGAAGGCAAAGCAUAACCAGUCCGCAGACAUUGACAGCACACUUGCCAAUUUUAUGGCGGAAAUUGAUGCGAUUACGACCCAACCAACCCAGACAAGUGAAUCUGGGACAGAGCCGAGUGCACCAGCCCCAACUCCUCCUCGCCCCGAACCCAAAACAGACCAGCAGACUCCUGAUCAGAAUGGACCAGCACAAGAAUUUCAAUACAACACACAGUACUCUCUCGCAGGAGCUGGGUUAGAGAUGGGUGAUUGGCAGGAAGUGUGGGAUGAAAAUACUGGCUGUUACUACUACUGGAAUACUCAGACCAAUGAGGUGGCCUGGGAGCUCCCGCAUUACCUGGCAAACCAGAUGCAGAGUCUACAUUACACGGGCAGUUCGUCUGUAAAUGGCAAUGGUGUGGCACAUCAUAGUGGUUAUACUGAACAGCAGUCUGUUGCUGUUGCUCCUGCUCCUGCAUCUAAGAGAGAAACCAAAAAGAAGGAAGUAAUCGAGAGUGUUGUGGCUUUGACCAGCGAGGAAGAAGAGAGGCGAGGUGUGGCAGCUACUCUCCUUGCUCCUCUUAUCCCAGAGGAGGUAAAGGAGGCAGAGGAGAAGUGGAGAAAGAAGGUGCUGGCCAUAGAGGAGACCGUAGAGAUGGCCCAGGAGGUAGAAGGUGAAGGCACUCCAUCUUUGGACUCCCCAGCUCGCCGAGAUACGGACAGCCAGAGUAACCAGCGCAGCAGGAACCACUCCGCAGAAUCUUCUGACAGGGAGGAGGAGCCAGAAGAGGACACCAUGGAACUAGAACUAGCACUAGAGAGGAAAAAAGCUGAGCUUCGUGCCUUGGAGGAAGGGGAUGGCAGUGCCGGUGGUUCGAGCCCCUGUUCCGAAGCAAGUCAGGAUGGGCCUCGUAAUUUGCUUUUGAAGAAGAACAAAUGGAAGACGGCUUUCCUCCGUGCGCCAAGUCCUGAUUCGAGCAGCCGGGGCUCAGACAAGGCAGGAUGGGCCACUCCAGAGCACUCCGACAAUGCACAUUCCAAAACAGCUGAGAAGCAAGGAGAGGAAGAUGAAAAGGAGAAGCCUGUAUCCAAAGCUCUUCAAAAGGAAGAAGAGGACCUCAAGUUUCAGAUCGGAGAGCUUGCUAACACACUCACCAGCAAAAUGGAGUUUUUGGGAAUUGACAAGAAAGCCAUCUCAAACUUUCAACUGCUGCUGCUGCAAACGGAGACGCGGAUCGCAGACUGGCGAGAGGGUGCCCUGAACGGAAACUAUCUCCGGCGCAGGCUGCAGGAAGCUGCCGAGCACAUAAAACAUUACGAACUUAACGUCACUCCCAAAGGCUGGUCCUGCCACUGGGACAGAGAGCACAGACGGUACUUCUAUGUGAACGAGAGGACCAACGCUUCCCAGUGGGAGUUUCCAGUCGUGGAGGAGAACGAGGAAGCCAAGCCGCCCCUGCCGCCCACUUCUGGCCUCGGAGACACUAGUCAACCAUCUGCAGAAACCACUGGUGCUAUAACAGGUAUUUCGUUAGGAGAUGUGCAGUCUUAUUGGAUGGUUCCCCAGCCGCCUCCGCCACCAUUGCCUCCACUUCCUCCAGAGGAUCCACCCCCUCCACCUACAGAGCAACCACCGCCACCCCCGCCACCACCUGAAUCUCCUCCUCCACCCCCUCCACCACCCCUCGAGGAUGACGGAGAGAUUGAGGAAGUGGAGAUGGAGGAUGAGGAGUCAGAGCCUCCGGCUCCUGGAACAGAAGAGUUCAAGGCGGCUGAGGCAGCGGCAUCUUUGGGACUUGCAGCUAAAGCCCAGAAACGCAAGGCCCCAGGCUCAGUCCCGCUGCCCAAAACGGUCACCAUCGGCAGCAGCCCCAUUCUUUACACUCAACCCAUUGUCACAGCUGCCCCACUUCUAGUUGGAAAUGCUUACUGGGGGAUGACAACUGCAGUUGCACCUCCGCUGCCUACAGAGAGCAUAGUCCCACCAAUGCCAGCCCUGCCGCCCCAACCACCCCCUCCUGCUCCACAGCCUCCCAGCGCCCUGGAACCAAUGAGCAAAGCACUCACAGACAAAACAAAGAAACAAAAAAAAGAGAAGACAAAGAAGAGCAAGACAAAGAUGCCAUCCCUGGUAAAGAAGUGGCAGAGCAUUCAGAAAGAGCUAGAUGAAGAGGAGAAGUCGAGCUCCAGUGAUGAAGAUGGAGAACAGCUCAACAGCAGACGCAUUGAGGAAUGGAAACAACAACAGCUUGCAUCAGGGAAGGCUGGGAAGAAUGCUAACUUUGAAGCACUUCCUGAAGACUGGAGGGAAAGACUGUUAAAGAAAAGAAAGAUGAUGCAGAGUUCAUAACAUCAGUCUUGAAAACACUAAACAAAGAGCCUCUGGAAGAGGUGGACAGAACUGUGCUAUUGUGUUGUGUCCCACUUGCUAAGCUUCAGUGGAUUUAGUCAGGCAAACUUGAACGAAUGUUUCUUUUUUAUAUAAGCGCACAUUCUACUCUGUGCUGUUAAAUUCAAAUGCAUCAUCUUGUGUCUAAUGGUAUACUUUGUUAUGGGCUGAUGUGAAAAAAACAAAAUAAAACAGCCUCUAAUGUCCGCAAGUUAUUUUAAAGAUGCAGUGAACCUGAAACAAGGUUAAACAUGUACAGAAAUUUUUGUUCUACUUUUUUAUUACGUCAACCAUGAAAUCUGUGCACGAUUUAUCUGUAAAUUAAAAUGUUUAUUAAAAUUUAAUAAUCAAUAUUAAA